This is a messenger RNA of Peniophora sp. CBMAI 1063, 261 nucleotides long. Lineage: Eukaryota; Fungi; Basidiomycota; Agaricomycetes; Russulales; Peniophoraceae. The record is from the annotation of a GenBank genome assembly.
AUGUCCGACACUGGCCGUAUGUCCGCUACCGACAAGGCUAAGGCUGCGCUCAAGCCCGACUCUGAGAAGUCUACGACCGAGCACUUCGGUGACAAGGUCAAGGGUAACGCCGACGACCUCGCCUCCUCUGCUCAACCUCAGAGCGAGAAGUCGUACACCCAGAAGGCGACCGAUACCGUCUCGGGCAACAGCAACCACAGCAACGAGUCCUUCCUCGACAAGACGAAGGACAAGCUCGGUCUCGGCAACAAGAGCUCGUAA